Molecule: messenger RNA, 7773 nt
Organism: Talaromyces amestolkiae
Lineage: Eukaryota; Fungi; Ascomycota; Eurotiomycetes; Eurotiales; Trichocomaceae
Exons: 5
Coding region: 1-7773 (2590 amino acids)
Biological process (GO): secondary metabolite biosynthetic process; fatty acid biosynthetic process
Molecular function (GO): phosphopantetheine binding; fatty acid synthase activity; oxidoreductase activity
Source: RefSeq, a predicted model, not a curated record
AUGCCUUCAGCUAGCGUCACGAACGGUAUAAGCAAUGGGGUCUAUGCCAAUGGUACAGACCCCAUUGCAAUUGUCGGCAUGGGUUGCCGAUGGCCUGGAGAUGUGAGAGAUGUCUCUGGGUUCUGGGAGCUACUCAAGAGAAAGCAAUCAGGCUAUCGGAAAUUUGGAGAUCACCGAUUUGAGCUCAGCGGCUUUCAACAUCCAAACCCAGAUAGACCAGGCUCCAUAGCCACGGAAGGCGGAUUCCUCCUGUCUGAAGACCCUCGUCUCUUUGAUCAUACAUUCUUUGGCAUGACGGCUUUAGAAGUCGAGACUAUGGCUCCUGAUCAGCGCAAGCUUUUGGAGGUCGUCUAUGAAGCCUUUGAGAAUGCUGGUGUAUCAUGGGAUGAGUUCUCUGGAUCAAGAACCGGCGUCUACGUUGGUAAUUUCAGUAAUGAUCAUGGAUUUAUUCAAGAACGCGACCCAGACCACCCACGGCAAUAUGCGAGCACUGGAAGUAGUGUCAGUAUCCUCAGCAAUCGUGUCAACUACAUAUUUGAUUUGCAGGGACCUAGUGUCACGCUCGAUACAGCUUGCUCUUCGUCCAUGUAUGCCCUCCACCUUGCCUUUGCAGCCAUAAGGAACGGGGAUUGCGAUUCGGCGAUUGUUGCUGCCUCCAAUACAAUUAUGGACCCCAGUACCCAGCUCAUGAUGACCAAGCUGGGUGUUUUAUCUGCCACAUCAACCUGCCACACCUUCGAUGCGGCUGCUGAUGGCUAUGCUCGUGGAGAGGGGUUCGUGGCCCUAUAUUUGAAGAAGGCGAACGAUGCUAUUAUGGGAGGAUGUCCUAUUCGAGCUGUCAUCCGUGGCACUGCUGUCAAUGCGAACGGUCGCACAGGUGGUAUAACCCAUCCAAGCAAAGAAGGCCAGGAGGCUGUGAUCCGCAAAGCAUACGAGAACGCCGGAAACCUGCCCUUGGAAGAGACGACAUACUUUGAAUGUCACGGAACAGGAACACCUGUUGGCGAUCCAAUCGAGAUUUCCGCUAUUGGGAGUGUCUUUGCUUCUGUACGGACACCAGAUGACCCUCUCUUGAUUGGAUCCGUUAAAACAAACCUUGGUCAUACCGAAUCUUGUAGUGCUAUUGCUGGUAUUAUGAAAUGUGUGCUUGCUUUUGAAUCAGGUAUAAUUCCUCCAAGUAUUGGCAUCCAGAAAUUGAAUCCAAAAAUCGAUUUCAGUGGUGCGCGAGUGAAGGUACUUACCGAACUCACUCCGUGGCCAAGGGGUAAGAUAAAGCGAGCGAGCAUCAAUUCAUUCGGUUAUGGUGGUGCUAACGGGCACUGCAUCAUUGACGAUGUACACAAUGUCUUCCCCAAUUACAUAAAACCAGGUUUGAUGGCUGGUGAUGAUAAUGACCCGAAGGACACAAAUGGUUAUACCAGCAGAUUGUCAGACCAAAUACUUCCCAGGCUUGUUCAGAAUCCAUCUGCAUCAACUCGCGACAUUGUCUUACUACCAUUCUCGAGCCACAACGAGGCAUCCUUGAAGCUCAAUGUGGCCGCCUUACGCGAAGAGAUCAGUAGGCACUCUCUUGCCGACGUCGCCUAUACGCUGUCCGCCAAGCGCAGCCGAUUCAUGCAGAGAACUGUUGCACUAGCUAAUAAGGAUAAUCCCGUAGAAGCCCUAGAGGAAGUUGGAGAAGUAUACAAUUCAGGUUCCCAAAGGCCUAAACUUGGCUUCGUUUUCACAGGCCAAGGUGCUCAAUGGCCUGCGAUGGGCAAAGAAUUAUUCAACUAUAGUGUCUUUCAAAAUUCUAUUCACUUCCAGGAUCACGUCCUUGCGCAACUACCCGAGCCACCUUCGUGGUCUGUAGAAGACGUUCUCCGAGGUAAUGUCCAGUCAGGUCGUAUCCAUGAGCCAGAGGUUUCCCAAACGGUGUGCUCAGCAUUGCAGAUUGGUAUAUUAGAUCUGCUAUGGUCUUGGCGAAUUUAUCCUUCAGCUGUUGUUGGACAUUCCUCCGGUGAGAUUGCUGCUACUUACGCAGCAGGUCGCAUCACGAGAGCAGAAGCGAUCGUCUCUGCUUACUUUCGUGGCCGAGCAGUCUCCCUGAACAGGCUUGACGGUCUCAUGCUGGCUGCUGGGCUCGGUCCUGAGGAAGUGGCAACUCAUCUCAUUGGCUUAGAAGACAAAAUAAAAAUCGCUGCCAUCAACUCACCGUCAAGUGUGACACUAUCUGGCGACUCGGGGGACGUCAAAGACCUUUCAGCCAAGUUGACUGACCUCAAUAUUUUCAAUCGUGUCCUCCAAACAGGAGGCAAUGCAUAUCACUCUCAUCAUAUGCUGCCCCUCAGUCAGAUUUAUGACCAAACUCUCAGUGCUGGGCUCAAAUUCAUAAGCGGAAAGGAUUUGUCCAAUGUGUCCAUGCGAUAUCCUCAAGUCACCUGGGUGUCGUCAGUGACACCUCAUAACGACACUGCUGACGUACAAAUCCUUGGUGCAGAUUAUUGGAAGUCUAAUCUCAUAUCUGCUGUACGAUUCUCUGAGGCCGUUGCUAAGAUGGUCACCCCAGGAGGUAUUGACCUUUUAGUCGAGAUCGGGCCUCACGCUGCUUUAAAGAGUCCCCUGCAGCAGAUUCUCAAGAGUGUAGGCAGUGAGAUGCCUUAUCUUGCGUCUUUGAAACGUUCUGAGGACAGCCAAGUCAACUUACUUCAACUUGCUGGUCGGCUCUUUUGUCAUAACGCCGAACUAAACCUUGUAGCCAUCAACUCAGUGGACAAGACCGGGGACAAUUCCGAGCUUCAAUACGAGCAUGGCUGUCUGGCAAUUGACUUGCCGCCUUACAAGUACGCCUACGGCCCCAUUGUCUAUUACGAGAACCGCUAUAGCAAGGAGUUGCGCGGGCGGAACAUUCUUAGGCAUGACUUGCUCGGUUCCAAGCUUCCCGGGGGCUCUAGAAUCAGACCACAGUGGCGCAACGUCUUGCGUCUGAAGGAUCUCCCGUGGCUCAGCGACCAUCGAUUAAUUCCUCAUCCUGUGUUCCCUGCUACUGGUUACAUUGCAACAGCAAUAGAGGCUGCUUCGCGUGCGUACACCGAGCUUUCCGAUCCUCUGCCUAUCACAGGAUUCUCUCUACGUAACUUCUCUAUAAGCAAUGCUCUUAGAAUUCCGGAAGAUGAUCAUGGUGUCGAAAUUGUCACCACACUUGAUCAGGUCGACUCCGCUACAGGCAAGUCUCCUGCUUGGGUUCGCUGCACGAUCAGUUCUGUUUCUCGUGAGACCGGUAGUUGGACAGAGCACUGUAAUGGCCUCGUCAAAAUUGAAAUAUCUAGCUCGCGCGCGGGCGAUAUUAUUACAACCUGUAUGGAUUCGAGAGCGGUCAAUACAAAGAACUGGUACAGACGUUUUGCAGAGAUUGGCCUUGGAUAUGGCUCUGCCUUUCAAGGGCUGUCUGAGAUUCAGGCUGACCCCGCAAAGAAUCUCGCAAUUGCUAAGGUGUCUCUCGAUACAACUCAAGGAACUAUAGUUGGCGAAUCUGACUACCCUCUACAUCCGGCUUCGCUCGAUGCAAUUUUCCAGUUAGGUCUCAUUGCCUGCCAUGGAGGACAAAUAGACAAGGCGCGUAGAGGGUUUGUUCCAGUCCACAUUCCGUCCUUUUACCUACAGAAUGCCUCCCAUAAAAAAGGAAAAGCAGUCAGUAUUGCCCAUGGUGAAUUGCGUGGUCUUCGUGGUGCCUACACGACGAUGCAGAUGGUGAAUGAGUCAGGCGAAGUGGUUCUUGAUAUUCAAAACAUGAGAUGCGUAAGCUACUCGGAGCAAUCUUACUGUUCUACAGCGCUUGAAAGACCAUUUGCUGCGCCUAUCAUCCGGCAAGUCUGGAAACCAGACAUUCGCACUUUGAAGACCGACCAGGCCAACAUGAUUUUUCCAACCCCUGCUAGUAAUGCCAGCAAGGCUCACCUCUUUGACAUUUUUGAUAGGAUUUGCUCUCUCAUGAUUGCGGAAAUUGAUGGGAAAUUUGGCAACAACGCCGCUGUCAACCGAACGUCAGACAUUCAUCACUUUCUCGAGUGGUGCAAGAGGCGAAUGUCUGACAAGAAUCAAUGGAUUGACGAAGCAAAAUCAUUGACUGGAUCGCAGAGACAGCAGCUUAUCAAACGCCUGGUCGAGGAGAAUUCUAAAUACUCCGACGUCAAGAUCAGCGCUGAAGUUUUCAACAACAUAAAAGAUAUCAUGUACGGCCGAAAGACGGGACUUGACGUGAUCGUCCCGAAUGGUCUUUUGACCUCUAUGUACGACGAUGGUGUUAUAAUGACAGGCGCAUUUCCACAAAUCUCUCGUGUCUUUGAAUCCAUCGGCCAUUCCAGCCCCAACUUGCGCAUACUGGAGAUUGGGGCUGGUACAGGUAACGCAACUCGCAUCAUCAUGAAAGCUCUUCUUGAUAAGAAUGGGAUCAAAAGAUACAAGAGCUACACUUUCACCGAUGUUUCCAGUAGUUUCCUCAAUAUCGCGAGGGGAUCAUUUGCUGAGCAUCCCGACAUGGACUUUUCGGUGCUUGACAUCGAACAAGAUCCACUUACACAGGGUUAUGAGCAGAGUUAUGACCUUGUAAUCGCAUCUGAGUGUCUACACGCCACUGCAAGCAUCUCCAGGACUCUUGAUCACUGCAGACAACUCGUGAAGCUUGGUGGCCGAAUUGUGCUUGUUGAAAAUAUUCGAACUAUCCUUGGCCAGGGCGUUGUCCUGGGAACAUUGGCAGGUUAUUGGAGUGGGAUUUCUGAAGGCCGUGUCGACAGCCCCUUUUUAACCGCCGAGGGCUGGGACUCGGCCCUAAAGAAUGCCGGCUUUACGGGCACUGAUAUUAUCCUUGAUGACUACCCCCAGCCUUACUCUGUUGCAGCUACCAUUGUGUCAACUGCAGUUGACACGGUUAAUGUCACUAAUACUGUCGACAGUGCAAAAGAAGCUGUUUUCAUCCAUGUAUCCGAUAAGCCCGUACUGAUGGGGAGGCUGGUUUCGAAGUACAACCAGUGCGGAAUCGCCACAAAGUCGGUUCAUAUCGACGAAAUGACAGAUUUAUCACCAAAUUCUCGAUAUAUUCUAUAUGCAGACGACGGUGACUUUCUGAUUAAUACUCUUGCAACACGAUUGUACGCCAUCCAGGAUUUGGUUCGGAAUUGCUCUAGCAUGACUUGGAUUACUUCGAGCGGAAUGAUCAAGGGCAAAAACCCUAAAGCUGGGGUUGUAGCUGGACUUGUCCGUACGCUUGCCACUGAGAACCCGACAUCUCGGUUCCUGAUGAUUGACGUCGAUCCCGAGAGUGAUGUCAAUGACAUCAACCUUGUCAGAUCGAUUUUCGAACAAGAGAUUACUCUUCAGGUACCCAUAAGAGGAGAAACCGAAGAUCAAGAGUUCGUCUGGCAAGAUGGUUGUCUAUGGGUCAGUAGGCUUACUCCUGAUGCCGGACUAGCCUCGCAAUUAAGACUUUCUGAAACGAAUCCUAAAGAUGCUACUAUGCUGCCGUUCGGACGCCAUGGCCCUAUUCGCGCUGCCUUUGAGACACCUGGUGUGCUGACCACGUUAUACUUCAAACAGUACGAAGAAAUGUGGAAACCACUGCCUCAAGACUGGAUUCAGGUUAAGGUAGCAGCUGUCGGGCUCAACUGGAAAGAUCUUGCGGUCUCUGCGGGUAGGUUCGACCUGAAUUCCUUCUCUUCCGAGUUCUCUGGUGAGGUAGCUGCUGUUGGAUCAGCCGUUACGGAACUGAAAGUCGGAGAUCGCGUGUACGGUAUGGGGCGUGGACACUUCGGCAACUACGUGCGCACCCCGGCAAGUUAUUGUCAGGUUCUGGCUCCUAGUGACGAUUAUAUUGAGAUGGCCACUAUUCCGUUGGUGUAUAUGACUGCAGUAUAUGCUUUUGAGCAUGCCACAGGAGUAAAGGCAGGGGAGAAGGUACUCAUUCAGACGGCAACCGGAGGCCUUGGCCUCGCUGCAAUUCAGCUAGCUAGAUCCAAAGGGGCAGAAGUCUUUGCAACUGUUGGUAAUGAGGAAAAGGCCCGCUACCUCAUCAAGCAUAUAGGAGUUGCCGAAUCCCGGAUCUUUUCUUCAAGAGACAUUACAGCUAUUCCCAAAUUGAUCAAGGCUAGCGGCGGCAAGGGUUUCGACGUAGUUCUGGGUACUGCCACUGGAGACAUGCUCUAUGAAUCGCUUAAGUUGGUUGCGCCAUUGGGUCGCUACAUAGACGUCGGACGAGUGGACGUUCAGAAUUCUAUGAUGCUUGGAUUGGAUCUCUUCCAGAAGAGUGCCACCUUCUCAUCCUUUGAUCUCGGCGUUGUCAUGGAUGCCAAUCCGAGUAUGGGCCAUAUCCUUAUGAAGAAGGUCCACCAAUACUUCAGAGCUGGUCAAAUAGCCCCUAUUCCGUCAAUACUCCCUUCUGACGUCUCCCAGCUUGGCCAAGUGUUUCUAGGAUUCUCCAAGGGAGCUCACAUUGGUAAAUUAGUUAUCACUUUCAUGGACCCGGAUUCGCUUGUGAGGAUGGUACCCCCUGUGCCUCGAGCUACAUUCGACGAAAGCGCGGAGUACGUCAUUACUGGCGGUCUUGGGGGUCUUGGAAGAAGUGUCAUUGACUGGAUGGUCAAACAUGGUGCUCGCCACUUCCUUGUCGUCUCACGAAGUGGAGCGAGAACUGCUGAAGCACAGGCUCUUGUCGACAGACUUGGCGCUCAAGAUAUUGAUGUCAAAGCUGUUGCCUGUGAUGUCAGCAAGCUUCAUGAAAUCGUUAGAUUGAUUAGGGAAACGAAUGCAGUCAGGUCCAUCAAGGGUGUCGUUCAUACCGCCGUCUCUUACGAGGAUCUUUCUUUUGACAAAUUAUCUGUUGAUAAGUGGAAUGCUGGUCUUGCUGCUAAGGUGAUUGGCACCGAGAAUCUUCACGAGGCCACCAAGAGCCUCCCUCUAAACUUCUUUGUGAUGACCACAUCGAUCGAUUCGAUUGUUUCGCUUGCAACCCAAAGUGCAUACAACGCUGCUAAUACCUUCCAAGAAUUAUUUGCUCGCUACCGCCGCCGUCAGGGUCUCGUAGCGUCUACGGCAUCAUUCGGUUUGAUUACUGACGUCGGCCACCUCAGCACCAAUAUGACUACCGUCAACCUCAUGGCUCGCAACAAGACGCUGAGUCUGAGCGAGGUUGAAUUUCUUAACAAUCUGGAGCUUGCUUUUCUCAACAGCGAAUCACCUUUUACGGAGGAUACGGAGCCAUGGGCCGGUGCGAAAGAUGAUCCGCUAUCUGGGGCGACUGUGAUCACUUGCAUGGAUCCCGCGGCCCUGGCCGCAAAAAAGAGAGAUGAAGAGGGUACAGGCAAUUCUGGAGGGCUCGUCCCACGCUGGUACAGCGACGGACGUGUGGCUCUAAUCAUGCGCGCAUUCGAUGAUGCAUUGAAACACGCAGACGACACGACUAGCAGCAGCAAGGACAGUGGUAGCAACUCAGCAGCUACACAAUUGCGAGAUCAGUACGAUCAAUUGAUCAAGGCUGGGUCAGACCAUCAAAGUCAAGCAAAGAAGUUUGUUACGGGUGCCAUUGUCAAAGCAGUUGCGGACACGCUGUUCGUAGACGCAUCAUCCAUAGACGCCUCAAAGACAGUAGCUGCUUAUGGCGUUGAUAGUUUGAUUGCAGCGGAACUUCGAAAUUGGUUCAAUAAUGUUUUCAGGGCGGAUAUCAGUUUGCUUGACUUGUUGGACACAAAGAAUAACAUUUCAGCUCUAGCAACUGUUAUUGUGAGCAAGGCGUUGAAAGCAUGA